AUUAUUGUCUCUUCGGGUAGGAGUUGGUCUUUUUAAUUAUUAACGAGGUGCACGUUAUAAUAGGACAUAGUUUCGGCGCGACGAUUGUCAGUUUGAAAUGUUCGAUUAUUCGUUGGGGGUCUAAGCAAACGUAUUGUUUGCUGGAACAAAUCGGGGCGAAACCCGGCUUAACGAAACUCAAACUUUAAAGAACCUUCAAGAACUGGCUAAUUAAAUUACGAUUCGCAAAUUAACUUUGAUAAUUAUAAGUAGGCUUCGAGUGGAUCGUGCGAAGGGAAGGGAAGAGAAGGGUUGGAGAGUUGGGAUUACAAACGAGACGGUGCGGCGGCGGGAACUUGGCAACUUUUCAGUCGCUCUUUACACAACUUUUCUUGUUAAGAUCGUGAUUAUGAAUUUUUAUUGGAUUGUCCUUACCUACGAACAACCGAUUUGUUUCCUUACCCGUGCAAGCGAUGUACGAUGUGCAUCUAGAAUCCUCUUCUUUUCAAUCAACGCUCUAAUAAAACGUGUCGUUCGGUUAUCAAUAAGAGACGUGGCGCGAGAUAGAUUCGAUGGGAUGAAAAGUGUUCAAAGUAACACGAAGCAGGGUACGCGAUAGUUAUCGGCACAGGGGGAAGUUAUCGCUGCUUGUGCAUGCCACAGCUAUCGCGGAGCGUAGCAUUGCAAACGGUACUUUCGGAUAAUCAGCAUUUGUGUAGCUCUCUUUUGCUCUUUGUGUCACUCGUCCGUCUCUGAGUCGUCGAGUCAAGGUAGUACAUAUACAUAAGUACGUAUGUAUCUCGUUCCAUUCCAUCCCAUUCCAUUCCAUUCCAUUCCGUUCCGUUCAAUCCUGUCGCGUCCGUUUCUCCUGAAACCAUUUCUCUUCUCUCCUCGCGCCUCACUUCACUCGCUACUCUUCGCAGCGUUCAACUCCCAACAGUUGCAACCAACGCGACUAUGGUCGUCCGACUUCGACGGCCGGUUACGCUUCGUCCUUCUCUCUCUGCUUUUUUCUCCCCCGCGUCUUCGUCGUGCGCGCAGAAAACUAUCUUCCCUCUUCGUUCGCUUUCUCUAUCCUUUCUCCGGGCAGGCAGCGAUAGCUCGAUUUCGUUCUAUCGCGCACUCGAGACACGCCUCCCACUCGUGGCCGCCGCGCGGCUGCUGUUGAAUUUAGUCGACGCCGAGCCGGCACGCGUGUUGGCUGAGAAGUAUUUUUCUCGCGCGGUAUUCCCGGUUGCGACGCGGCUGGAGCUCGUCUCGUCUCGCUUCGCCUUUCUCGCCUCGUUUUCUUCUCCUCGUCGCAUCCGGCAGUGAAUUCUCGCCUACCGUGAACGCGAAACCUCGUCUCGCUUUUCGUAGCCGUGAAUCCGGUACGCGAGGAGGAAGCGCGUGCACAGCGACGAUGCUAGAUCAUCGGAGCGAGUAUGAUCUAGCCACACCGCGCCGCGUGUGAAUGCGAUUAUUUACUCGCCGAUUGUUGCUACGAACAAGUGAGGAAAAGUGUUGAGUGGGAAGUUCGCCGGCGUAAUUACUUUCGUCUCGCUCGUUCAUCGGCCCUCCUCCUUAACCCGUACACGAUUAUACCGAUCUUGGCUUCGCAUCUGUACUUGAGAAACGUCAUUGGCACACUUUGCCAUUCCAUCAACAUCCGCUUCUAGACAUGGAUUUUGUGAUUCUCAAGGUGAACGGUCAAGAUGUGUCGAAUUCGAGCCACGAGGAUGCGGUACGUUGCUUUCAGUCGGCCCAGGAGCCGAUCAUCGUGGAGGUGUUGCGUCGACCACAGCUGCAUAGCCAGAGAAGAAAUAGUUGCCCGGUGGAGUCAGAGAAAGAUCUCGAUCACGGGAAUAAACGCGAGACGCAAACUUGUUCGAAUCUGGUGUCGACCGCCGUGCAGACCGAUUGGGCUGGACUGGUCGAGACGGAGGAGGUCGAGGAGCAACCGAACGACAGCUUCGAAGAUUUCCUGGCUCACGACAUCGAUUUUGAGGAGGUGACGUUACGAAAGGCGGGGAGCGCCGAGAAGCUGGGUCUGACGGUCUGCUACAGUUCCGGUUCCGGCAGCGAGGACGCGGACACCGAAGUGUAUAUCUCGGAGAUCGUACCGGAGAGUUUGGCGGCGCGCGACGGCCGAUUAAGGGAAGGCGAUCAGAUCUUGAGGGUAAAUGGGAAGGACGUGGCGAACAAGGAACAGACGGAGAAUCUAUUCGCGGAAACGAAGAGCGCCGUCACUAUUCUCGUCAGCCGGUGUCUCUAUCAGGAGGACGAAUACGAUGAGAGACGCGGGUACCGACGGGGCUCGCCGUUGCUCUCGCCGGAGCAUCUACCUUCCUACCAAAACAGCCUGAUCGAGCAACUCAUCCGGCAGCAGCAGCAAACAGAGGAGCGGACCAAAGACACGGAAGAGAACGGGUCUACUUUGAGGCCACCGCCGCCGGUACCGUCUCACACAGCCACGAACACUUCCUCCUCGACCUGUUCCUCUCACACCUCACAGAAGUCCUGCGGGAAGAACGCCACGUCGCCGCACAAGCAGUGGAUGCAAGACACGUUGAAGGACUGCACGAAGAAGAUGGAAAACUUGUGUAUACGAAAUCCGGGUAACUGCGGGGCAGGACAGACACCCGUAAAAUUGGCCGAAGCUUACUCGAACCACGUGUGGAGCGAGACGGAACAUAUUUAUGAGACGAUACCGGAAUCCGACAGCGAGCCGAUUUAUUCGUCACCGUACGAGCAUCGGCAUUGGUCCCACAGCCCGUGUACGGUCGCUACCUCGCCUCAGAUGACGACCACAACGACCACUGCUACCACUAUUAUCACCCCGAACACGGUCAUCCAGCAUCAGAGCAGCAGAUGGUAUUGCUCGUCGAAGAGCAACAGUUCCGGUGAGGAGAAGGACAGUUCGAGCGCGUACAACACCGGAGAGUCGUGCAACAGCAACCCUCUCACGUUGGAAUUACAACGAGGCGAAAAGGAUCACCAUAAGAGCACUUUGGUCCUCUGCCCUCCGAAGACGCCCACGCUGCAACAGCAACAGCAGCAGCAACAGCAAAAAAUUAGCUGCAGCUGUGCUACUGCUAACAAACAGACCAGAAAUCAUUCGAAUAAAAGAGGGUCCAGUUCGCAUCAUUUCAACAGGGAUCAGAACGCAGCUGGUUUGCCUGCGGAUGCGACGAUGUAUACAAAUAUGGCGAAUCUUCAUCAAACGAUGCUUCUUCAGCAGCAGUUAUUCAAACAGGCUCUCGAUAGAAGGAACUCCAUCGUCGGGUCCAAGGAGACCAGCACUGGAACCGCAAAAAAAUCGAAGUCGCAUGGUAAUUUCCAAGCGCCGAAUUUAACGCGAUAUCAGUUCGUCGGUAGCCAACAGGUGUGUACGUCGAGUAGUUCGUGGAUACCACCGGAGGAGAAAGGGAACGAGGUUCAAAUGGAGUGGAAGGUGAAGAGGAGGGCGGAUGGAACCAGGUACAUCGCGCGGAGACCGGUCAGGAGUCGUCUUCUACGAAACAGGGCACUCAAGAUAUCCGAGGAACGGGCCGGCCACAGCACCGAGGAUGAUACCAUGUCGGAAAUAAAGGUAAUUACAGGUUCUAGCAGUAAUAAGAAUCUCAUUAGGAAUAUUUGCCAUCUUAUUUUUGUCGCGAUUCAGGUCGGUAGAUAUUGGACCAAGGAGGAACGCAAGCGACAGCUGGAACGUGCUCGCGAACGGAAGCAGAGGCAACAGGAACUGCAGCUCCAACAGCAGCAACAGCAACAGUUGCAGCUACAGCAGACGAACGAGCUUCUGGCGUGCGAGCACGGGGACGAUAAGACCGCGAAGAAACCGUUGAACAUCGUCGAAUUGAGCCACAAAAAGAUGGCUCGUAAAAAAAAUACUUUGGACGAUUUCACGACCGUUCAAGAGAUGUUAGUUCACGGGAACAGGGUCGGUGGGGCUAAUGGUCCCGGUACCGGGGGCAAGCUGAUGGGUCUUCUGUCAGUGACGACCGUUUGAGUCGAACGUAUCCCUUCGCCGUUCCUUUCCGUCGUGCUUCCUCUCGUGAUCCUCCUUUCGUUCAAUGGUCUUCGUUUAUUCACUUCGCUCCCGAGGAUUUAUGAGAACGAUAAUCAAAUUAGACUCGCUGCUACUUACGGUGCAGCUCGUAUCGUUGUCGAGGCAGCGUUUACGCGAACGCAAUUGUAAAUAUUUUUUGUCUGAAUGUUUGUAGAUUAUUUUACACGAACUGAGACUGUAUGAUGGACAAGGGAGAUGAAAAAAGAUGUACGCUUUUGUAGAUAUGUACAGUAAACACGAGGAUAGUGCAUUAUGUACAUACAUACGUACACGUAUAUAGGAUAUAGAGUGCAGAUGUUUGUGUCACUGGUAGAGAGGAGGAAAGAUAAGGAUGCUGGCUCGUAACAGAACUUACACGCGCACGAGCCGCCGAAUCGCUCGAAAGAUUUAGAGAAAAAAA
Ceratina calcarata is the source of this 4427-nucleotide messenger RNA. RefSeq names its product SLo interacting protein 1 (gene Slip1). The transcript is spliced from 6 exons. Lineage: Eukaryota; Metazoa; Arthropoda; Insecta; Hymenoptera; Apidae. Bases 1640 to 3967 code for a protein of 775 amino acids. Gene Ontology annotation, molecular function: protein binding. The record is from RefSeq and is a predicted model, not a curated record.